Porites evermanni is the source of this 331-nucleotide messenger RNA. The record is from the annotation of a GenBank genome assembly. NCBI's taxonomy places the organism in Eukaryota, Metazoa, Cnidaria, Anthozoa, Scleractinia, Poritidae.
AUGUGUUUGUUUUUCGUCGUUCAGGAUCAGCUGUUACAAGCGCAGCGAAAUCAAGACCUUAUUGAAGAAGAGGAAUAUUAUGAUUCGGUAAGUGUUAAAAUCGCCUAUUCUGCUCGAAACACUGCUGUUAGAAUUUAUCCAAGCCUAAUGUAAAUCUUUGCCGCAUGUGUUCUCGGUUAAUUUUGUUUUUCAGUUGAUUCUGAUCUCAUCUGCCUUCCUGUUAAAUAUAGUGAUAAUUUUGUUUCAGAUAAAAGAGAACCACCGCCAGGAAGAAAAAGCGCUCAACGAUUUCUCCGAUUAUGUCAAUCGAACGUCUGACUACACAGUUCUC